AGCCAAACAGGAGGUUGCAUUUUUACCGGAUAAAAUGGGGAACUUCGAGCCACCCAAGCCUCCAACACGAGUAGGUCCUGGGGAGGGAGGCAAGGCCCACCUCCUAUCCCCCAACAAGCAGAAUGAAGGGUCCCAGUCUAUGAGUGAAUAUGGCAUCAACAUGGUGGUGUCGGAUGAGAUUGCUAUGGAUCGAGUGGUUCCAGACACCAGACAUUCAGAGUGCCAACACUGGGAAUAUCCUGAUGACUUGCCAACAACAUCUGUGGUUAUUGUGUUCCAUAAUGAAGGCUUCUCAACUCUUAUGCGCACAGUGCACUCUGUUAUUGAUAGAUCUCCUCCGCAGUUUUUGAAGGAAGUGUUGCUUGUGGAUGACUUCAGUGACAAAGCAAAUUUGAAAGAGCAGUUAGAAGACUACAUAACAAGAUGGAAUGGCAAAGUGCGAUUGAUACGCAACAAAGAACGUCAAGGCCUGAUCCGUACACGUACAACUGGAGCUGAAGAAUCUAGGGGUGAAGUUGUCUUAUUCUUAGAUGCUCACUGUGAAGUAAACAAGAACUGGCUUCCUCCCCUUCUUGCCCCAAUAUACAGAGACAGGCACACAAUGACAGUACCAGUGAUAGAUGGCAUAGACCACAGCACAUUUGAAUACCGGCCAGUUUAUGGUCCUGGCACCAAUUUCCGGGGCAUAUUUGAGUGGGGCAUGCUGUACAAGGAGACAGAAUUACCAGCAGAAAUUGAACGCACACGCAAACACAAAAGUGCUCCUUACAAAGCACCUACACAUGCAGGAGGUCUCUUUGCUAUUAACAGAGAGUACUUUUUGAGUUUGGGAGCUUAUGACCCAGGACUGUUGGUUUGGGGUGGUGAAAAUUUUGAACUGUCAUUCAAGGUUUGGCAGUGUGGAGGCAGUAUUGAAUGGGUUCCUUGCUCUCGGGUUGGCCAUGUGUAUAGAGGAUUUAUGCCUUACAACUUUGGAAAGUUAGCUGAAAAGAAAAAGGGCCCACUUAUUACUAUCAAUUACAAGAGAGUUAUUGAGACAUGGUUUGAUGAUAAGUAUAAGGAAUACUUCUACACACGAGAACCUCUUGCAAGAUAUUUAGAUAUGGGUGAUAUCAGUCAGCAGCUGGAAAUGAAGAAGCGUUUAGAAUGCAAGAGCUUCCAAUGGUUUAUGGAUAAUGUGGCAUAUGAUAUGCUAAGGAAGUAUCCGGAACUACCUCCCAAUCUUCAUUGGGGUGAGCUACGUAAUGCUGCUACUUCCCAGUGCCUUGAUACUAUGGGUCACCCAGCUCCAAGUUUGAUGGGUAUAGCACACUGUCAUGGGUUUGGUAACAAUCAGUUGAUACGGCUAAAUGCUGAAGGACAACUAGGUGUCGGGGAGAGAUGCAUUGAUGCAGAUAGCCAGGGGAUCAAGCUAAUUUUCUGCCAUUUAGGAACUGUGAAUGGUCCUUGGGAAUAUGAUGAGACAAGUCAUUUGCUGUUCCACAAGAAGUUGGGGAAGUGUGCUUCUCUACAUCCACAAAAUAACCAACUGUUGCUGCUUCCCUGUGACCCAGUCAACAACUACCAGAAGUGGAAUUUUAAGCAGAUUACCCCUAAAUGGUGAGAGGGUGUUAGAAAGGUUGUGCUAGUUUGUGAGUGAUUUUUCUUGAGGACUGAAUUUGUUUAAGUGAGUGUUGAAUAGAUAAAUAAGUAAAUGAGUUUAUAUGUAUGUACAUACAUAUAGUUUUAUGCAAAAGAAGGAAAUCACUAUUACCUCUAAAUUUUAAGAAAUAAGGAGAAUUGUCAGUCAUUAAGUGUAGAAAAUAUGAUAAUCAGAAGUCCUUUGUGACUGCCAGUUGUGAUCCAAAUUACAUGAUAAUAUAUUCUAGUUAAUCAAAUAUAAGAAAAAAUCAUGCACAUGGAAGGAGAAUAAACCAUUCUUUUGACAGUGUAAUAUAUGUUAAUCCAAUGCUGUUGGGAACAUGUGAUAUCCACUGUACUGUUGCUUUGUAAAAUGUGUUUACUUAUAGAUAGCACCACAAGUGCACAGUCACCAAGGAUUCAAUCAAUGGAUUUGAUCUUACCUGAUUUCCCCCUUCUUUAGGUUUUUGGGAUUUGUUUUCUAACGCUGUUAUUGUUAUUGACAUUGUAAUCAUUAUGAUAUUAUAACAAUACUAAUUGCAAUAUAAGGUAAAGAAUAAUCCCAAAAAUCAAAGAAAAGCAGUAAAAAGAUUAGGUAAGUAGGACUAGUGAUUGAAUACUUUGUGGAGCCAUCUAUGAGUAAACACAAUUUGUAAACUAAACUCACACUGGGCAUGGUAUGUAUGUGCAUGCCAGCCCCAGCAACAUUGGGUUGAAUUAACAUAUGCCCUAGUGUUUGUAUUCUGACAUUACAGUUUAUAGUUGAUCUAUAGAUAUUUAAUUUUAUACAGUGAGAUGUAAGAAGUCAGGUUACCAUUUUUAGUUUAUAAUAUCCAGAAAUAAACAUAGUGUGCUGUGGUAUAUGAACUCUGGUUGAAUACAGAAAAGUUAGCUAUUAUUUUAACAGCAUGUGAAAAUUUUUACUUGAAAACCAUUUUUGAUAACAGAGACAAGGAAAUAUGGAAAAGUGCAGCUCAGUCCUAACAAGAGAGAUGGACUGCUGAACAGAAGAGAAAACUAUACCAUUUUUAGUAAAUUAUUGGACUCUAUAUUGUAUUUAUUUUAUUGGUUUUAUCAAAUGCUAAUGAAUGAUUUGUUUGCUAUCUAUUUUGUUUAUAUCAUCAAUAGAAAUAGGUGUUGUUUCCAAGUUUGUUUUUUUUCUUCUUCUUUCAUUUUUUUACAGAUAUAGUAAAAAUAUUUCAUCUGUUACACUUCUUUUUGCAUAAUUUAUAAUUCUAAUCUUGGUUAUUUAAAGUGAAGGGAAAAUAUCUCCCACAUCCUUGGUUCUUCUGAAUUUAUUUUAGUAACAUGCAUUAAUUAUUGGUAAGAUGAUUCCAUUUUGAAUAGAUUAUAGGUGAAUACAUAUAUAUCUUGUGAUCCAUAUGGCAGAAUUAGAUGUAUUUAACCCCUUGGAUCUGGGUGACUUGGAUGAUGGAAAUAUGUUGUCAUAAGUGCACAAAGCUCAUGGAGUGUGAUUCGACUCAGUGGGCAUUUAGGAAGGGGCUCUACAUUGUUUCCACCAGUAAAUGAGUAUGGAAUCUACCAUUUGUGAGCCAUGACUGGAAAAGUGCUGGCCAAAGGGAGGACACUAGUUUUAUGUUCAGAAUCCUUAUUCUGACAUAAUUAACAAAAUGUUAUUUAUUGUUAUACUUAUUGCACAGAGCUAUUAAUUAAAUACCUAGAGAGAUGACAUAGAAUCUGUGCAAGGAAACCAGUAAAUUACCUUCUUGAUGCAGCAUAUCAAAUGACAAAUAUAGAUCUUGAAAAAUUGAAAAAAAAACAAAAAAACUUUGCAAAGGGAAUGUUUGUGUUGACUUGGCCUACAAGCCACACAUGGGAGAGUUGCCACUAAAGUAAGCUUAAUACCCAGACUUUGGGCCAGGUCCGGGCAGCGAGGCACCCGGAUCUAGUGGGUUAAGCAUGCAGUAGUUUUAGUACUACCAUGUGCUCUUUCAUCAACCUUUUUAUGCUUUGCCAUGUAAUAUUAUUUGUAAGUAUUUACAUUCAGAAAAGUAGUAAUUUAUAUAGCCUUCAAUCUUCAAUUUGGUAUAGAAAACUGACUGGUGUAAAUAGUAAAGACACAAGCAGAUACCAUAUUUUAUGUUCUUGAAAUAUUCUGAUAUUUCCCUGUUACUUUUUUGCUUUGUUCUCUCUCUUCUCUUUUCUUUAGUCUCUACCUUUGUAUCUCUUGUUUUCUUUAUCCCAGCCUCUCAUUUUUUAUUGUUAUUAUUGUACUGUAAAAGUGGCACGGGUUGUUUAGUUUAUAUGUGGGGUAGAUCAUUCUAGGAUGUUUUUACUUAAAGCUGCAUUGAAAAAUUUAUAUAAUGUUUUGCUCAUAACUUUAAUGAUAAUGAAAUGGCAUCACAAAUUACUGAGAAUACUCUUGUGAUUCUUGAAAUAUGGACUUUUGGUAAACAGAUGUUUUUAUGAUCUUAAUAUGAUUAUGAAUCUGCUGUUAAUCUCAGUGUAUGUGUAUGAAGUACGAGAGCUAGGGCUUUUUUGGUUUACUUAGCUUUUCCAUGAUUUUGAGAAAUGGCGUUGAUUGAUUAAGCCAUUGUAUAAAUGAUUUGAUGUGAAAAAUUAAUGAUUUAAAAAAAAAAUUCUGUAAGCCUAUUGACUUCUGCCUUCCUUUGUUUAGCUCUAAAUUUUGAAAUAUAAUUUACUUUAAAGAGUACAGUCAGGUUUGUAUUAAAAAUUAAUCAAGAAAUUGGUUAAAAUUAAUCCCCUGGAUAAUUUUUUUUUUUUUUUUUUACUGUACCUAAUCUUUACACCAUUUACUAAUCCCAUACUCUCUAUUAAAAUGGGAAAGCCUAUAAUUGGGUAACCUCUAACCAUCAUUAGUUGGUCAUGCACUAGUGCACUGGAGCUCCCAGAAAGGCUACCUGGCCAGCUGCAAGCAGCAAGGAUCAGGUGAACUGCUCUGACAGUUCCCGGUAGAAGUGCUGAAGAGUGAAAUUUUGGACUGGUGUCAAUGAGGUAAAGUCUAAAGAUUAAUAGAAAUAAGGUAUUGAAAGUAAGAUGCAUAAAUCUUCAUAAGGUUCGGUAUCACAACUUGAUUUAUCAGUUUAAUAUAAUCAGAAAAUGGUCAUUCUUUUUAGUUCAAUUGUAAAAAAAUAGUGAAAGAUGAGUUGGUUAAGACAGAAAUAUGAAAAAGAUAAGAUACUUAUUCUUUUGUAUAUAAUUUUUUUCAGUUUUAGGGUGUUUGGUAUUUCUUGCAACUCAAGGGUUUUGAGCUAAGAUGGUGCUGGAAGAGACAAUGUACUUUUUUUUAUGUUCCUUUGUUGGUAGUUAUAAUUCUAAUCUGUGCACAGAUGAGGUAGUUUGUUUUUUAAAUGUGAUUUUUUUUGUGAGAUUUAAGUCUUAUGCAUGUGUAGAAUAAUGAAAUUACAAGCUUUCUGUAUAAUGUUGACCAGUAUGAACAUUCCUUACCUUAUUCUUUGAUUGAGUUCUGUGAUCUCAUUUUCUUUUGAAAAAUUCUGCAACAUUUAGAAUUCCACACUUUGAUGCAUUAACAAUUUCAUACAUUAUUUGUUUUUGUAUUUUGUGUGUGUUUGUGUGUGUAUGGGAUGUGCAUAAAACUUAAAAGUCCAUGUGACUUAACAAAAAAAUGCUCAUGAGUAGUUGCACCUUUUUUCACCCUAAGCAAAUAUACUUUUAGUGAUAUCA
Penaeus chinensis is the source of this 5286-nucleotide messenger RNA. RefSeq names its product N-acetylgalactosaminyltransferase 7-like (gene Pgant7). Bases 35 to 1603 code for a protein of 522 amino acids. NCBI's taxonomy places the organism in Eukaryota, Metazoa, Arthropoda, Malacostraca, Decapoda, Penaeidae. The transcript is spliced from 10 exons. Gene Ontology annotation, cellular component: Golgi apparatus. The record is from RefSeq and is a predicted model, not a curated record.